This is a messenger RNA of Prionailurus viverrinus (fishing cat), 654 nucleotides long. Its product is annotated as homeobox protein MSX-3-like. The transcript has 2 exons. Gene Ontology annotation, molecular function: RNA polymerase II transcription regulatory region sequence-specific DNA binding; DNA-binding transcription factor activity, RNA polymerase II-specific. Gene Ontology annotation, cellular component: nucleus. Lineage: Eukaryota; Metazoa; Chordata; Mammalia; Carnivora; Felidae. The record is from RefSeq and is a predicted model, not a curated record. Gene Ontology annotation, biological process: regulation of transcription by RNA polymerase II; embryonic morphogenesis. Bases 22 to 636 code for a protein of 204 amino acids.
CCUGCGCCCGCCUGACGGCGCAUGGCCCCGGCGUCGCUCAGCAUGAACCCCGCUGGGCUCCAGACGUUCGGCGGGGGGCGCGCGGGGCCCGGCCCGCUGCCCUUCAGCGUCGAGUCGCUGCUGGAGGCGGAGCGCGGGCUGGACGCGGGGCCCACCGAGCCCCGGGAGGAGAGCCCACGGGGCACCGCGGAGCCCUGGGCCUGGUUCCCGCCGGCCGCCCGCUCGUCCUCCCCACGCGCCCCCAGCCCUCCGCCCUGCGCCCUCCGAAAGCACAGGACCAACCGCAAGCCGCGGACGCCCUUCACCACCGCGCAGCUGCUGGCGCUGGAGCGCAAGUUCCGCCAGAAGCAGUACCUGUCGGUGGCCGAGCGCGCCGAGUUCUCCAGCAGCCUGAGCCUCAGCGAGACGCAGGUCAAGAUCUGGUUCCAGAACCGCCGCGCCAAGGCCAAGCGGCUGCAGGAGGCCGAGCUGGAGAAGCUGAAGCUGGCGGCCAAGCCGCUGCUGCCCUCCUUCGCCCUGGGCGCGCCCCUGUCCGGCCCCCCGGCCGCGUACGCGGGCGCAGCGGGCUCCCCGCCGCAGGCGCCAGGACUCGUCGCCGCGCCCGUCGCUGCCUACCGCAUGUAUUACCUGUCCUAGGGCAACGGGGGGCUGCGA